Funneliformis caledonium is the source of this 816-nucleotide messenger RNA. The record is from the annotation of a GenBank genome assembly. NCBI's taxonomy places the organism in Eukaryota, Fungi, Glomeromycota, Glomeromycetes, Glomerales, Glomeraceae.
AUGACUCAAAAGCAAGAAUAUGUUCGUAAACAACCUACUAAAAGUGAUGAAGAGAUCGUAUAUGGUUCAAAUUAUAAUUUUACUUUAGAUAUUGAAACGCUUUUAAUAAACCCAAUACCGAAAAAAAGAGUAAAAUAUUAUAAGAAAACAGGAUGUAAUAAGCCACUACGUCCUCAAAAAAGUUUUAGUCUAUAUAUUAUUAACAAAGAAGCACAACUUGCUCUUGCCGGACUAAAACUAAAUUCGGAUGAGAAAUCAAAGAUAAUUAGCAAAAUGUGGAAAAACGAGCCUCGAAAUAUAAAGGAAAUAUUCGAUGCACUUUAUAGAAUGAAUAAAGCAUUUCAUAUCAAAAAAUGUGGAAUAAAUCAAUCUCAACCGAGGCAACAAAAAAAAGAAACUAGAUUAAUCGAAUCAAAUUUUUCACCGUCGGUUUUUGAUAAUAAUCUUCAAGAACCAGCUUCUUCCUUCCCACCACCGAAGCUUUAUAGUAACAAUGCUCAACAUAUGACAGAUUUUGAAUUGUUCCCGGACUCAACUUCUAUGGAGGUUGAUAAUGACAUUUUUCAAGAUUUUAAUUAUAAUUUUGAUUUUGAAUUGUUCUCGGCUGCUUCCUCUCCGGAAACAUCAACAGGUUUUUAUAACGACGAUUUUAAAGGUGAAAUGAAUUUGUUCUCAUCGUUGAAUGCGAUUGAAUCAAAGGAUACAACGCCCGUUACAGAACAAAUUGAUAACGAUAACUUAUAUCAUGAUCUAUCAGAUAUAAGAACAACUCACCAAGAACAUCUCAAAGGUACUUUAUCUAACAAAGAAGGCUAA